UUCUGAAGUAAACAAAUUUCAACGGUUGAAUGUUAAAGUUCUCUAUAAGAAACUGAGAAGGUAAGACUUGAAAUUAAAACAGUAGAAAAGUAGUAGUUCAGUGGGAACAUAGUCCAACUGAAAAGUGAUAAGUUUGUAAAAAUGCCAGAUUCGGUAGAACAUAUAAAAGAACACAUGUGUGAGAAAUGUGGAAUGUCUUUUGGUGACAAAAGUAACUUACGUAGACACAUUUUUGUAGUACAUAAAAAAAUCAAAGAGCACAAUUGCGGAGAGUGUGGCAAGUCUUUUGAAAAAAAGCAGACUUUAAUGAAGCACAUUGAUACAGUUCAUUUGAAAAUAAAAGAUCAAAAAUGCGGAGAGUGUGGCAAAUCUUUUGCACAUAAGGGUCAUCUGACGAGUCACAUAGAUGCAGUUCAUUUGAAAAUCAAAGAUUAUGAAUGUGACGAGUGUGGAAAGUUUUUUAGUGAUAAAAGUUAUCUAAUGAAGCACAUUGAUACAGUUCAUUUGAAAAUAAAAGAUCAAAAAUGCGGAGAGUGUGGAAAGUCUUUUGGUUAUAAAAGUGAUCUUAUGAAGCACAUUGAUACAGUUCAUCUGGAACUCAAAGAACACAUGUGUGAGGAAUGUGGAAAGUCUUUUGGUCGCAAGGGCGACUUGAAUCGACACAUUGCCACAGUACAUGAAAAAAUUAAAGAUCACAAAUGCAAAGAGUGUGGUAAGUCUUUUGGCCGAAAAAUUACUCUAAUGAGUCACAUCGAUAUAGUUCAUUUGAAAAUAAAAGAUCGAAAAUGCGGAGAGUGUGGCAAGUCGUUUGAAAAAAAACAGACUUUAAUGAAGCACAUUGAUACAGUUCAUUUGAAAAUAAAAGAUCAAAAAUGCGAAGAGUGUGGCAAAUCUUUUGGAGUGAAAAGUAAUCUGAUGAGGCACAUAGAUAUAGUUCAUUUGAAACUCAAAGAACAUAAGUGUGAGGAAUGUGGAAAGUCUUUUGGUCAAAAAAGUAACUUAGAUAAUCACAUAUCUACAAUUCAUAAAAAAAGUCAAGGAUUAUAAAUGUGGAGAGUGGGACAGGUCUUUUGGACUAAGAACCAAUCUGACGAGGCAAAUGUAGUUCAUCUGAAAUUAAAAUAACGCAUAUGCGAAAAUUAUGGGAAAGGUUUUUGGCAAAAUACUAAUUUGCAAAAUCAUGUAAAAAUAGUUAAUUGAAAAAUUAAAAUAUCCUUAUCCGAAGAAUUUCACAUGUCCUUGGGCUCUAGUGCAGGGUGAUGAAAGAUUAUACCCGAUUGAAGAGAGGUAGAUACAUCGAAGGACAACCGUAUGAAAAUUGAUAUACAACUCAGUCACGACUCAUUUGUUGAACACAUAAUAUAAUUUUAGAAAAAUAACGAGAAGAUUUAUGUUAAUUAUUAAUUUGUUUUCACGCUAAAUAUUGUAACUUUAUUUGGUUGUCUCGUCAGGGUAGUCUACUGCAUUCAAAUGGUUGAUUUGCGCGAAUCAUUUACUUAUUUGUCACUGAAUAUUGUAACCCUUAUUACUUUUUACUAAAAUACUUUAUAAUGACGAAAAAGCCGUCUGUAUUCGGCUACUGUGAUUAAAAUAACACAAAAGUAUACUUUUGUAGUUCGUGGAUGUGAAAUUAUUUUCUUCUGCUUGUAAAAUUUUCCUUGUUGAUUAAUAAGACUUUUUUUAAGA
Molecule: messenger RNA, 1686 nt
Organism: Trichogramma pretiosum
Lineage: Eukaryota; Metazoa; Arthropoda; Insecta; Hymenoptera; Trichogrammatidae
Product: zinc finger protein 708-like
Exons: 1
Coding region: 142-1047 (301 amino acids)
Biological process (GO): regulation of transcription by RNA polymerase II
Molecular function (GO): RNA polymerase II cis-regulatory region sequence-specific DNA binding; DNA-binding transcription factor activity, RNA polymerase II-specific
Source: RefSeq, a predicted model, not a curated record